CCAGGUCUUGGCCUUCACCCGCCGAAGGCCCACUUCCAGCCCUGCACGCCGCUUUACCGUGUGCCUGGGUGUCCCCGGCCCUGGACGUCAUGCCCUCUCUCCCCUCCCCCCACGCCGCGCCUCGUACCCGGAAUCUAAAUGUAGACUCCGGAUGCGCCUAAGCUUAUGGGAUCCCCCUUGGGAGAGCGACAGGUUGUGCUGGACUGGCAGGAGGUGAAGAGGGACCCCAAGGGGACAGCGGCUCGUGCGGGGUGCUGGGGGCGAGCUGAGGGGACGCGGCCGGAGGACACACUCCCCCAGACCCCGCGCUCGCGCCGACCCCGCCUUGCGGCUCCGUCCUCCUGUGUCCGUGGCGCCUGGGCCGGCGGCGGGCCGAAGUCGGGCCCGGGCCUCGGCCUCGCUGGCCUGCAUGUGCGGACCCGGGGGAGGCCCGCGGGCCCACUGGGCGCGACCCGGGGGCCGAGCGGCGGGGCGCGCAGAGACACCUCCGGACCGGCAGGGGGCGCUGCGGAAGGGGCGCCGGCGGCGGCGGAAGGAGCGCCGCGCCAGGAGCUCGUCCCUACUCCGUCCGCCCUCCGCGCUAUGGCGGCCGCCGCGUCCGUGUCUCGGCUGCUCGGCGCGGGUGUCUGGCCCAGGCCGCUGCGGCCGCAUGUGCUCCAGAGCGCCACCCCGGGGCGGGCCCGGCCAAGCGGCAGGACCCUGGCCAGCGCUGCGACCCCCGCCGUCAGGGAGCCCAAAGGCGACAACGGUAUGGUCAGCUGCUCUGCGAGCCUGGGAUUUAUGGAGCCGUACAUUUUCGGGAGCCGCCUGGACCAGGACAUCAUUGACCUGGAACAGACGGCCGCGCACCUGCAGCUGGCGUUGAAUUUCACGGCCCACGUGGCCUAUCGCAAGGGCAUCAUCUUGUUUGUGGGCCGGAACCGGCAGUUCUCACACCUGAUUGAGACCACGGCCCGGGACUGCGGCGAGUAUGCCCACACCCGCUACUUCAAGGGCGGCCUGCUGACCAACGCUCCGCUCCUCUUGGGCCCCAAGGUCCGCCUGCCAGACCUCAUCAUCUUCCUGCACACGCUUAACAACGUCUUUGAGCCCCACGUGGCUGUGAGAGACGCGGCCAAGAUGCACAUCCCCACUGUGGGCAUCGUGGACACCAACUGCAACCCGUGCCUCAUCACCUACCCCGUCCCCGGCAACGACGACUCGCCGCCGGCCGUCCACCUCUUCUGCAGGCUCUUCCAGACAACCAUCAACCGGGCCAAGCAGAAGCGGAGGCAGAUGGAGGCCCUGUAUCGAUUGCAGGGCCAGGAGGGGCCAGGGGCCCGUGGCCAGGGGCCAGCUGCCCUUCCUUCCCUGGGAGCUUAGGCCGUGCUGGACCUAGGCCAUUCCCGGUGACGGGUCCUCUCCCUGGCCCAAGGACAGUGGCAGCCAAGCCUGUCCCUAAGCCAGGAGCCCCUUGCCUUCCCCGGCUGCGGUCCUUAGCGGGUUCCUGUGGCUCUUAGGCCUCGACUGGCUCCCUGCUGCUAGUCACGGCUCCUGGCAGCCGCCCCCCGGGAUUCCACUCGAGACCUGGGGGGCCCAGCAGGUGCACGGAGGGCCCGCAGCCUGUCCAGAAAACAUGCUCGUCCUGGAGUCUGGAAAAGCCUCGCUUACACCAUAAAUUCAGUCCUUUGUGUGUCGGGGAGGCUCUCCCAUGGAGUUGCCCUUCACCCUCUACCAGACUGUGCUGAGGUCAGCCUGGGUCCCCCUGCACGGCUCUGGGGCUGUUCUGUAACGGGAGGCCGCAGGGCCAGUCACCCGGAGCCUCCCAUCUGGGUGGAGACAGGCCAGGCAAAGCAGACGCAGGAUCCCCAGAGAAAUAAAGCUUACACCUGGACGGGCACGGC
Messenger RNA from Hyaena hyaena (striped hyena), 1883 nucleotides. RefSeq names its product mitochondrial ribosomal protein S2 (gene MRPS2). NCBI's taxonomy places the organism in Eukaryota, Metazoa, Chordata, Mammalia, Carnivora, Hyaenidae. The transcript has 3 exons. Gene Ontology annotation, cellular component: mitochondrial small ribosomal subunit; ribosome. Gene Ontology annotation, biological process: translation. The record is from RefSeq and is a predicted model, not a curated record. The coding region runs from base 166 to 1362 and encodes 398 amino acids. Gene Ontology annotation, molecular function: structural constituent of ribosome.